UUAAAAUGCCAAGAAGUAGAAAACCAAAUGACUCCUCUGCAAAUAGGAGGGAUGAAGAGGAAAAGCAUAGAGGAGAUAGCUCAGGCGGGAAAAAGGAUGAGUGGACCCAGAUGAGGACAAUAUUAUCCAGAAUCCACUCAGAUAUCGAAAAAGAUCAAGGGAAUGUCACCUAUAGCGCCUUUAUGGCCGCGGUCUACGCUUACUAUGUCACAAAUGAGGAGGAGUUUUAUACCUUCAUUAAGUAUAUUGAAGAAUAUAUCAAUAAUAACAGGAUUAAGAUAGACGGCACAAUGUCUAGAGAAGAACUAAUUCACCUCUGAAUGCCCUGCCAUUCAAGAGCCAAGUUGCUUGAUUCUCCAGACCCAGUAGAAGUUAUGCUCUUCUUUGAGCUCAUAGAUAUAGAGAUGACUGGAACUAUAGAACUCGAUGAACUCUCUAAAAGACUUGCUGAGGUAAACUGAUUCGUUGACUCCGGAUGUGACUACAAGACAUAUACCAAGAAUUUGAAAUCAUACGGAACAGUUAAUAAGGAAUUCAGAGAGUCUAUUACAAAUAUUAUAGAUCAGUUAAGUCUCAAGGAGGACAACUUCCUAACACCUGAGGAGUUCUAUAAUUUCGUAGCCGCAGCAAUGGAAAUCAAUGGGGCCAUUCAGAAAUAAUGGCAGUUGGAAUAAAUUUAUAAGCUCAAUUUUCAAUAUAAA
Messenger RNA from Moneuplotes crassus, 701 nucleotides. NCBI's taxonomy places the organism in Eukaryota, Ciliophora, Spirotrichea, Euplotida, Euplotidae. The record is from the annotation of a GenBank genome assembly.